AUGGACACCAACAUGACAGACUACGCUCCAUCAACCACUCAUCUUCCCGACUCAACAGAAGACCACCAAAAGCAAGAGGCACUGGCCGCAUUCACCGCAACUCUCCGCUCAGUAGGGACCAACCUCGAGGCGCCCCUCCGCGACCGCGCCGCCAUCAUCACCGCCAACGAGGCUGCCCUGCAGCGGCAAGAAGCCGAGUUGGUAGAGCACACGGCGCAGUUGGCGCGGCAAAAUGCGCAGUGGACAGGGUGGGCGGAGGAAACAAGGGAGGGGUUGAAGGAGAUUGGGGAUGUCCAGAAUUGGGCCGAGAUGAUUGAGCGCGAUCUGUUGAUUUUGGAGGACAUGAUGGAUGGGGUGGAGAUGAGAGAGAAUGAAGAGGACGAGGGAGACGAUGAUGAUAGAGAGCAUCGGGGGCAGCGAGGUGUUUCAGAAGAAGACGAACAGAUGGGUAUGGAUGAGAUCUUACGCUUGGGAGUGGCAGGCGAUGAAGAUGGGCCAGUGCAAAAUGGGAAUGGACUCUGGCAAGGCAAAGGAAAGAAGGCGGAUGAUAGAAAGUCGUCGAGAUUUUGGUUGCGGUGGUGGUCAGGAUGA
Messenger RNA from Penicillium diatomitis, 591 nucleotides. RefSeq lists its product as uncharacterized. Gene Ontology annotation, biological process: endosomal transport. Bases 1 to 591 code for a protein of 196 amino acids. NCBI's taxonomy places the organism in Eukaryota, Fungi, Ascomycota, Eurotiomycetes, Eurotiales, Aspergillaceae. The record is from RefSeq and is a predicted model, not a curated record. The transcript has a single exon. Gene Ontology annotation, cellular component: BLOC-1 complex.